AGCGCGGCGCAGGCCGGGGCCUGGCGGGCUCAGGGCCAGCGGAGGCGGGAUGGCCGGGAACAGGCCGGCGCCUGGCCCCGGAACUGGUACAUUGCCGCGGGGACCGGCCCCUGCCUCAGCUCCAGGGCGUGGGCGGCCGGCUGCUCCUCCCCCUGCCCUGGCGGCGGUUCCCACGGAGACAGCGGGGUGCAAGCGCCUGGAGCCGCGCCGAGCAGCCGCCAGCCCCAGCCUGGCUCGCCUCGGCCCCGCAGGUGGCGGGUGUUAGCCGCCGCCCCAGACCCGCUCCCGGGGCCCUUCCUGGGCGCUCGCCCCGCGCUCUGCUGGGCUGUGGGCCGGGGUGACUCGCCCAGCCCGACCGGACCCUCCGGCUCCGCCAUAAAUAAGCCCCGUGCGGCCCGGCCCGGCCCGGCGCGGCGCGGCGCAGGGGCCCGCGCCGCAGGCAGAACCCGAAGCCCCGGGGAGUCAGCCGGUCGGCGCCGUGGGCCCUGCAGACAAGAUGGAGCAUUUAUCUGAAAAAGCAGCUGAACGGCUCCAUGCUGAAAUCAUUAAUGAAAUAGACACACCUCGCACCCACGACCUCAAGCUCUUACGGGCCAAGCGCUUAGCUUACUAUGGAAGGAGUGGAAGGACAAAGAUUUGCUCUUGUGGUAUGGAUAAUAAACUAAGUUCAUCAGCUUCCAGAGGAGCAGUUUUACAUUCUGCAGUGAGCACUAAAGAAGAAGAAAAUCAAACUUCCACAUUAAGUGGCUCUCAGCAACCUAAUGAUGCAACAAAUAGAAGAAAACUUUUAAUUCAGAGAUCAUCUGGAGUAAACCAUCAAGGAAAAGAACAAGAAACAAUUAUCAGAAAUCCGGAAACACAUAGCAAGUGUAUGACUCAGACCUGUAUUUCAGAAUUAGAUCAUAGACUACUUGAGUAUCUGACUGUUCCAGAGACACAGAAACUCCAGCAUAUUAUGAUUUGGGCACAAUUGUUUCUUAGUAAAUCUCAGCGAGCAGCUCAUAUGCUGAAAUUUUCACAGUUAUCUCAAGGACUUAUUUUGUCUCAAGACAAUGAAAGUGAAAUAGCACUAACUAGGGAAACUAGAAGCUCAUCCCGUUCUUUGUCACAAUCGACAGAUGAUUUUAACCUCAAUGCACAUGCUAAUAUUUGCAAGAGUUCCAGUUUUUCUUCAAUCUCUGAAGUUAACUCAGAACAUACAGAAAGGUGCCUUUCUCUUGACCCUUUAAGAAAUAAAACAUUAUCCCCUGAAAGCAAAUGUUUCUAUAACAUUCAGCCUAAUAAUAAUAAUCAGAGAAAGACAAUAAUUAGGAUCAAGAGAGAAAGAAGGGACCCUGAGAUCUCCCCGGGUAUUUUGGGCCAACUUGCACUUGCUGAUGAAACCUGGAACAGCAAAGAAAAAUCAAAAUUUCAAAAUAUAGGUGAGAAAAAUAUGUGGUCAGAAAUACAUAGUGUCCAGCCAGAACCUCAAGUUGUGUGUAAAACUGACAAUUAUUCAGGUAAAACCGCAGAGGCUCCAUGUGAGGAUCCUAGUACUUAUUUUUGGGCUCCCCUAGUUGAUAGCUCAGAUGAGGAAUUCACAGACAGAAUUGUGAAGACAAAAAGAUCAAAUAGGUCUGGUGCUGAGAUUAAGGAGCACAAAAAAUCUUCAUGCAGCAUAUUUUCAUUUAAAGAAAAAAAUAUAAAAUAUUUGAGUUCUGGUGUGCUGGGAGGUAGUAUUGCCUCCAUGAAGAAGACGUACAACAAUGGAAAAUGGUCCAUGGGAGAAAAGCACAUAUUAGAGAACAAAGAAAAUUAUAAACACAAAGGUUUUAAUUUGGCUUUAAAGACUCAUGGCUGCAGUGAAGGCAAGGUUAUUGCAGGUAGCAUCAAGGAAGAGGCUGAAAACAGAUGUAUCCCCUUCGCUAGUGAAUCUGAGGUAGAAAAUGAUGAAUUGGAAGAUCUGGUGGUAGAUUUUACACCUCUGAAGAGAGAUACAGAUCAGAGAAAUGAAUCAAGAUUCAAGGAUAUGGAAAACUCAGAUUACACUGUUGAAAUGAGAAAAUGGAUUGGAGAAAAGCAAACAGACAGUAUCUUCAGUAGCACAAGUUUUUACAAGAGUAUGGGUAAAGGAAAUAACUACAAGAAAGCUCAAAAAGAAAUAGAGCUAAAGUGCUCUAAGAAAGAUCCAGCCAUGCAAAGUAGCAAUCCUUUGCUGAAUUCAUUAGUGAACCCUCCGGAACACACUUUUAAAGUUUGCCCUGGCUGUGCAUGCCUCAGUUAUCCAGAUAUGACUUGGUGCAGUGGAUGUGGUUGUGUUUUAUUAGGUAUAUUAACACAGUCUAGUAAAGACAAUAUGGAACAUAAAUCCAAAGUAUUCUUAGGAGAUGUGACUGAGAAGCAGAAGAAUGUUUUCAGUCAAGUCAUCACAUCUUCACAUGUUUCAGAAAGCAGCUCAGAGGAAUUCCCCAAACUCAGAGAAAGAAGUGAUGAUUGCCAAAAGAUAUGCUGGGAUGAUAAGCCAUUGUUAUAUUCAGACUGUGAUAUUAGUGUUUUGGAUCAGUUAAAUAAGGCCAGAUAUCUUCAUCCCAAAGAGAGAAACCAGCCAUAUUCUUUCCAAGAAUACCUUGGAUACUCUAAAGAGGAAAAGAUUGCUAAACAUCUUGAGGGUAAGGUGAUUGAGCAAGAGGAGACAGAAGAAACUCGCAAUGGUUGUGGAGCUACUGAUCUAAGCUCUGUUAGUGACAUAAAUCCUGAUGCCAUAGAAAAAGAAAACAGCCAUCUUGAAGAACAGGACACAUUUGUAGGAGAAUCUACUUUUAUGAAUCUUUUGGAUAAUCUUGAGUUGAACAGUAAAACAGAGCAGAAAAAAAGCCAAGUUUCAAUAGAUAGGAAACUCUCAAAAACCAAAAGCUUUCAGACAAAACAGACUGGUUCUAAGAGGUAUUGGGAGAAAUCCAGCAUUGCAUGGUCAUCUUACACACAUGGAGAACUGAAGCCAAGAUCACAGUGGGUACAGAGACCAGUCUCAGCUGAUGUGGGCAAGAAGAUGGUCUAUAUAUCUCAAAAUAUUCAGCCUUCAGGUUGCGUCAAUUCCAGACAGAUGAAGGCAUAUCCUCUCCCAAAACCUACCACAUCUGCAAAAGCUCAGCAGAAACCACCUAAAUAUCAAACCACAUCAGUAGCUUUUUUGAAGACUGCUAAUGCUUGCACUGACUCCAAGCAACCUUGCAAAAGUACAUUUCAAGGUUUUGAGGAAACAGUAAAUUGGGAUAGUAAAUGUGAGAGUGACCUCUCAGUGUGGCUGCUUCUUCCUGAUGAACUGUGGCUAUGCAUCUUCUCAUUGUUUUCCCAUAAAGAGCUUUCUCAGGUUGCCCAAGUCUGCCACCGUUUCCACCAGCUUGUGAGGGAUGAGUCCUUUUGGAGGGAGAUUCAGAUUAUAGAUUGCCAUUGCUUGAAUGAUGAGUGGCUGAUCCAGCUGGGACUACACCAUCCCCAGUGUUUCACUCUUUACCAUUGCCAUGAUGAAACACAGAGCAUUACUCAUAAGGGAUUAAAGAAGUUCUUUCAGCACUGCAGAGACUCUCUUAAGGAAUUGAACAUAACAAGCUGCAGUGGUCCUAGAUUGCAAGGGGACACAAUUCUUCUCCAUGCAAGCACCUUUUGCAGCCAGCUGAUAUCCGUGGAUAUAAGCUGGACAGGGGCUACUGAUUUAGGGGUCAUUGUUCUAGCAGAAGCUUCUUUAAGCCUCCAGAGCCUUUCUGCUAAUGGAUGCCAGCUGACAGAUGAUGCUAUAAAUGCCUUGGUUGAAAAGCAUGGGAAAAGUCUCAGUAAACUAGAAAUACUUGGCUGCCAUGCUCUUACUACCAAGUGCCUGAGUUCCAUGGCUAGAGAGUGUCCAAAUCUGCAGACGCUGAACAUUGGCAGAGUCUCCAAGGUUACUGAUGUCUGCUUGGCAAAGAUAGUGAAUUGUCUAAAAAAGCUAACUACACUCAAUAUAUCUGGGCUCAAUGUGGUAAGAGACCGUGUUGUCCACUUUAUUGUGACCCAGUGUCCUAAACUGGAGUGUCUGGUUCUCAGCUCCUGUUCACAAGUGACUGAUAUAAGCCUAGUGGAAAUUAGCACCUACCUACAAACAAUCAGGUAUCUUGAUGUCAGUGGCUGUAAAAGGGUGACUGACAUAGGAAUUCAAGCUUUGGCAGGGAGCUGCUGCCAACUUUAUUACCUCGAUCUGAGCUCUACAGGAACAAGCAAGAGAGGGGUCUGCUUGUUGGCCAGCUUCUGCCAUAUCAGCUUGGAAUGUGUGAAGCUCAGUUUCUGCAAGGAUGUUACUCUGGAGGCAGUUAAAAAACUCUGCCAAAACUGUAAAAGGUUGAAGUUGCUUCAUCUCUAUGGCUGCCGCUUCACUCCUGAUCUGGAGUCCAUUAAAGAAAUCAAUAAAACAGUGCGAGUGUAUCACAACCUCUGUCCCCCACCUGCUAACAUUUAGUUGAAUGAGGAACUCUGCCUAUUGCAUGGACACCUUGGCUUGUAAAUAUGACAGUGCUUCAACAAAGAGAUGCUAUAUCAGUUAAUCUUGUACAUAUUUUUACCUGUAAUCUCAGCACAGGUCUGGCAACCAUGAACUCCUGAACUGUAAGCCUGACACUGACUUAGUUUCUAGUUUUGCACAAGUCACUUACCUUUCUCACAGGGGUGUAGUGAAGAUAAUGCAGGUGAUACAUUUUUAAGAUGAGAAAUACAAUCCACAUGCUAAAUAUUAUUAGAUGUAUUAUCCUUGCUAUUUGAUUGGAAAGAAUAAAAACAUGGGUCAAAAUCAACAAUGAAAAAAGGAGUACAGGGUAUGUACUGCUGCUCAACUUUCAACUUCUUCGUUUUUGUGGGAUUGUGAUGGCUAUGUUAUGUGUGCACAAACAUUUAAUUGUUUCACAACAAGAUUUUCUGUGUAUGUGUUACUGUUUCCUGUUGUACCUGCAAUCUGCUUGGUGCUUUGCAAACAAAUGGCACAUCUCUGGCCUAAAGAGCUUAAACUGUCAAAAGACAAAACAAACAGGGAACAACAAACAGGUAAUGUGGCCAUGUAGUGACUGGUCACAUGUUGAUCAUACAAAGUUUUAAGGGCAGAAUAUAUAUUUACACACAAAACUGCACUAAAAGAACAUUAUCAAGAUUGCAAAGCUAAGUACUCAAAAGUUAGGAAAUGCCAGCAUUAAGGUUGCCUGUGCAAUUAAUAAUUAAUUAUCACCGUUCCUCGCUGCUCUGGGCUAUGCUGAGUCCAGUACCUGUCAAAAUUAGGGAUUCUCUCUCCUGUGCUGUAAAUGACCAUGCUGCUAUGGCCAGGCAGUGGGGAGGAGAAAGCUGCCUGACUCGAAGGUAGAGUAGAGGCCACAAAAGUUGGAUCAGCAGUGGGGGAGAGGAACAAGGGGCCUGUAACAGAGGCUGGCAGUGGGGUGAAGAGGGAAACUGGGACGGGAUGCUGGGGUAGUAGGGGAGACUAAGACUUGGAUCUGGGAGACUGGCUAGGUAAAGAGACUCGGUCUGGAAGCUGGGAGAAGACUGGGGCUGGUAACCUUAAUUAGGAUGCCCUUGUGCAUGCCACUGAGAAGAGAAUUUAGCCCCAGGAACUCUGUUUACAUACAUCUCUUCUCCUCUUUCCCAUUCCUGUUAGACAAUGUAAUAUGACACCAGAUAAUAUCAUAACUGUAGCCAAAAUUAGUAGGAUCCUUGUUUUUCCCCAUAAUAUAACUGAUUAUUUGAUAUGUAGUGGCAAAAUGCACAAUUUAACACUUCAGAGUGAUACUGUUUUAUACUGAGUUUAGACUGUAGCCAACAUAGCACCAGUGCAACUGAUUUUAUGUCAUAUGUACACUUCAAGUUCUGUUCAAACAGAAAAUUUUAGGUUGUGAUAUUAUGUUAGAUACUCUGUAUUCACACACAGACUCAUGAUUUCAUACCAUGCUACUGGCUUAUUCAACCAUACAUUUUCUGGUGCUGAAACAGGUUUUGAAGUGUGGUUGGAGUUAUAUUUUGCAGUAGGGGCUGGUACGGCAUACCGGUAAAAAGUGGCCGCAGGUACCGGUCCGUAUGCAGCCAAUGUUAAAAUGCUGCCGUGGUAACACUUUAAGCAGAGUCUUUUGCUGCGGCAGCGCUUUAAUGUUGAUGCCCCUUUUGCCCCCCCAUGGGCCGCCGACAGGGGCACCGGGGGGCAAAAGGAGCAGCUGACCUGUCCCCAGCCCCGUUGCUUCUGCCUGAGGCCCCACCCCUUCCGAGGGCCAGAGCUGGGCCCCGUACUAGUAAGUGUUGAAUGCUAUUUUCACCCCUGUUUAUAGUGAGACAAAAAGGGACUGAAAAUUAUCUCUCUGGUAUUUCUAAG
This is a messenger RNA of Dermochelys coriacea (leatherback sea turtle), 6352 nucleotides long. RefSeq lists its product as uncharacterized. Lineage: Eukaryota; Metazoa; Chordata; Testudines; Dermochelyidae. Gene Ontology annotation, biological process: SCF-dependent proteasomal ubiquitin-dependent protein catabolic process. Gene Ontology annotation, molecular function: protein binding. The transcript has 15 exons. Gene Ontology annotation, cellular component: SCF ubiquitin ligase complex. The record is from RefSeq and is a predicted model, not a curated record. The coding region runs from base 497 to 4468 and encodes 1323 amino acids.